AUGGCGUUUUUGAGUGGAGUGCUUGGUGCGGUGAAGGACGAAAAUGAAGUGACAACUUAUGAUAAAAACAUCACUGAUCCUGAGAAAAAGCUUCAAAAAGUACUAGACACCUUAACUAAAAAUAUUGGCUCCGGGCGUGCUGGGCUUGCGGCGUCUGUCGACGCGGUGAAGAGGUGGUUGGAGGGGUAUGGAGAGAAAUUAGAUGAAAAAACGAAAAAUGUUAUCGAUAAAAUAAAUUUAAUAUUUCAUAAAACACACGAAAAUACAAUGAUUAUAGAAAAUUUUAAAGAUGAUGGUUUAGCUGCGAUGAACAAUAAAUUUGGUGAGUUGAUGAGGGACACCAUGUUAGUCGUUGGCAGUCUCACUGGAAAAGGAAAAUCAAUUAACGAUGUUGACAAAGCAUUGAGAGACAAAUUGGCGACGCCAGUUGGCAAGAUACAGAGUGCUGUGGAUUUGUUGGAGAAGUCGGCGGAAAAUCCGCAAUUCUCUGAACAGGGUAAGGUGGUAGAUUAUCAAAUAAAAAACCAGGCGGAACUGAUGAAGCGAGAAAUAGAGGUGAAGUGUGAAGAAGUUGGAAUCACACUAGGUAACAAAUUAAAUGAAAUUGAUAGUAAAAUUGAAGCCAUUGAAGCAAUGGAAGCCGGUAAAUUGAAGAUUUUGUUGGAAUCUGUUAAAUCAUUAGUUGAGGUCGUAAAAAUAGCUGAAGAAGCGGCCGUAAGUUUGGAGAGUCAGUAUGUGGAGCAUAUUGUUGGGAGCGUGAAAGACAUUCAUAUGCGGGUUAAUCACCUUGAUACGAAGGAUAUUGCUGGUGGGUUACAAGAAGUUCACGCUGAGGUUGCUAAGCAGUUAGAUGUGCUUCAGAUUAAGUUGUCGGAACUACAAACUGUUCACGGAGAGAUUGAGAAGCAGGUCGACAGCGGUUUUACCAAAAUUAAGACAGAUUCGGAUAAUAAGAUAGUUCACCUUAAGCGACAAAUUAAGAAAGCAAUAGAGGAAUAUGUUAAUACCGAGUUGGGAAAAAAGGUCAAGAAUAACUUAGAUAUGAUGUGUGAUCUUAUAACCAAACGGAAUGCAAUUGAAGGAGAACCUGGAGACCUAGAUAAAAUUGUUGACGGUGUUAAUAAGUAUGCGGAGAGAUUCGUAAAUUUUAGUGAAAAUGUGAAAGGAUGGAUCCAAAGUAUUUUGGAGAGUGCAUCUGGAGUCAAGGGAUGGUUUGGAGAGUACUUGAAGGAGAAUAAGAAAAAUAGUGUCCAAUUUAAACCGGAUAUUAUAGAUACGAGUAACAGUGUAAUUAGACCAGGAAAAGCUGGUGAAAUCGCAGAGGCAGUUAGGAACGCCUUACAAAAUAAGCUUAGCAUCCGAAUGAAUGGCGCCACUGUCAAGCCUGGUGAAAGCAACGUGCAAGGCAAUAUUGAAUCCAUUCACAAAAGUAUCACAUUGUUUGUGAAUGAUUUGGAAAGAAAGAUCACGAAGCAGGAAAUUACACAUACUGAUGGACCCAAUACGGUGGUCUCCACUAUUGUCGCGGCUAUUGAAGGUGUAGUGGUGCAAGCAGGAAGUACAGAUAAGAAGUACGGAAAUUAUUUUCUCAGACGCGCCGUCAAAAGUAUUUUAGAAGCACUAAACUCAACCGCCAUUCAGUUAGCUAAGGAACUGGAAACGUUUGCCCUCGGAUACAAACUAGGCGACAAUUUGACUGCGGCGAUAAACAGAGUUAAAAACCUCGGAGGUAGAAUAGAGAGAGAGCUAAUCUCCGAUCACUUGUUACCAGGGCAGCUUGGUACCAUCAUCAACGAAGGAGUCGGCAGUAAGGCUGCAGGUGUUGACUUCAAAACUCCCAUCAACGAACUCCUUAAAGAAGCGGUUCAUGAGGGUAUCGGACUCCUGAAUACCGACUUGAAAAGGUACAUCACUUCGCAAUUAAGCGAUAUGGAUGGCAAUAUUAAACGGCAUAUUAAUAGGCUAAGCAAAGAUGCAACUGGAAGAUUGGGGAUGGGUUCUAUUCAAACUCAGAUCACGGAACUGCAGCGUGAAAUCGCAGAACUGCAAGAGGCUGCGGGAGGUCUAAAAAACCACGCUGCUAUUACGAUUAAAAAGCAGGUGACGUCCGUAAAAUAUAACGUUGCCAGUUUGAGAAAGUCAAUCGAGAAAAUUGAUAGAGACAUACAAGCCUUCGAUAAGGAGUUAUUACAAGACCUCCAAGCAUGCAAAUUGGCUGUAAAUCAAACACGGCGUGAAAUGAAAGCGCAGAUUACCAAAGUGAAGGAAGGGCUCACCCAAGUUGCGCAAACAGCCUUCAAUGCUCUCUACUCUGCGGUGAAAAAGAUGUUCGCUGAAGGGCAUAAGGCAAACUUGAAAGCGUUGAAGGAGUUAGUGGACGCACAAAAAGAUGCGAUACAGACCAUCGUAGAUGAAGAUAAAAAAAGCGGUCUCAAAGGGCUGCUACUCGACAUGUACAAAGAGAAAGGAAGUCACAUCAAGAAAUUACAACUUGACAGCGUCAGAGAUAGUGAGCGGUUUGAAAGGUUAUCUGAGACGUUCAACGCAUAUUUAACACUAAUCUUCACGUACAUCACGCAGCAGGUCAAGACUACAUGUACGGCGCCAUCCUCCGCCUCAACCAAAGAGGUAACCAAAUUGCUAAGUAACGUGCAAGGUGCGAUUGACAUUUUGCUAAAAAAUCUGGAAACAUCAAAACACUUCAAUAAGGUAUUCGUGGACGAUCUACAAUCAUUCAUUGUUGCACUUAACAAAUUCAUGCCAUCUCACUUCGCCGGGACGCCCAACCCUAAGCUGCUGGACGUAAUCAAGAAAGGGCUAAAAGAUCUGUAUGAGCAGCUGGAUAGGGCGUACGUAAGUAGGUAUUCUGGUGAUAAGUUGCAGCGUGCGUUGCUUGAAAGGAAGGAGAAUGUUGACGUCAAGAAACCUGUGCCGGUGGCCGUAGAUACCGAUGAUGAUAAGAAAUUAACGAAAUACGGGAAGAAGGUCGCCAGUAUAAUGGUAACAAUAAUUGAAACGUUGCACAAUGACCUCGAUAGGUUGAGAAUAGAUUGCAAAGCAAACCCGCAGUCUACUAUGAAAAUUGCAUCUGGUAAUAAUCUGGGUAGAUGGUUCAGUGAACGGGGUUACACGUUGUGCGCUGAAGACGUGAUGAUGAACGGGGAGUUAAACAAGAAAAAAGGGGUGAACAAUAUUAAUAGCUUACUCAUAGGAGCUGGUAAAAACAUUUACAGGGAUACGUACAAAAACGGUGAGACAACCGUGACGGAUAGACUCAUGACAAAUAUUCAACGCUACUACAACGUCUGUCAUAUGAAGCACAAUGGCUCUCCUAAGUAUCCAUGCUCCGUUAGAGACAUGCUGAUAUGGCUGUGCGGCCUACGUUUCACAGCUGUUUACGAUAAGGUUGAAGCCCAUUGCUCAUCGCUGCAUAAUGAGAAAGACGAGAAAACACAGCAGAUGCCGAAUAGAAAUGACGAAGUAAUGAACAGAAUCCUGUCAUAUGGACUGCCGCAAAAUCUUACCCGUACUUGUUCGUUAGCGUAUACGCUGCUUCUCGAAAUCCAGGGCCACGGCUGCGGUUUCGACCAGGCUGACUAUCCCUACGCCUGUAACUUCAUGGACAACUCGCGUGGUUUCCACUACCCCGAUAGCGUUGGCAGUUUGUUCGAUAUGUUGGCUGACAUUUGUCGACGUCUGCUAUGCUCGCUGUACUUUUUACGUGCACGGUGUAGAUACACUUUAGCGGACGGCAACGGCUGGGCCGACUGCUCUUAUGGCCAACAGGUCCCAUCGGCAAGCUGGCAAUGUAGCAACCACAAAAGCGGCGAAUCAACAAGCGAAGCAACGUGCCAACCAAAUGGCCAACCAAUGUGCCGAUCAACGUGCCAACCAACAUCGCCGCUACAGUGCCAUCUAAUGGACCAGUUACCGGGCUGCUUACCACAUAGAUUGACCAGCGUCGGCUGCAAAUCGGAAUGCAAUACGUGCCCGAAGACAUCUCCUGGACAGCAGUGUGUUACCCCAAUGGGAUUCUGGGACUUGACUCACGCGGCGUCCAAAGGAGGCACUGGCAAAGACAUUUUCGCUGCACUUGAAAAAUUAUGCAAGGACGGUUCUAGCCCCCUAACUGCUCUCUUACGUGACAUUUAUUGCUUGUAUCCACAUCCGCCUAAAUCUCUGGGCGAUAUGUUCACGUUCUUCUGUCAGUUGUUCAGGACAUGGCGAUCGGCUGAUAGCUUGAAGAAGCACAAAUCGGGGUACAUCAACAAUGACAGUUUGUUGGCGAACAUGACAGACAACACUAUAGAUGCUGCCUUUCCAUUGCCAACAUGGUUUCAUAAGAAUUUUAGCAACGCGAAUCUUACUAACGCUAUCACAAAAUUGUAUCAUUCCGAUGAUGAGCACAGACACCCCCUCCCAAAGAAUACUGCGGGUAAAGGUACCGAGAACACCGUCGCCAGUAAUACUGCAACAAGCAUCACUGGAACUAAGGACGCCGCUAACACAAAUACCAGCUGCCACUCUGACCUGGCAAGUUUGACGACAUUAUCGGCUUUGUGCAAGAAUUCACCUGCUUGCUCCCCGUACCUGCAACCGCUGUAUUUCCAUGCCUAUAACACAUAUCCUCAAAAGCACUCGGCAUUGUAUUUGUCGUGGAUUACGUACACCGCAUGGAAUUUUUGGAAUCUGCUCCAAGAGUUGCUGUCUGAAUUCCAAAAGAUAAGCUGCAAACGUUAUGGCUGUGCCUCAUGCAAUUGCCUUACCGGCAAACAUGGUGAGAGAGGAGCCUGUAAAUGCGCUUCACUUGUGCAAUGUGGCAGUGUCGUCUCAACGUUCCAUAAAUAUGGGUUCACAUUUGGAAAAGCCAAAAACUUGAUGAACGCAAAAACGUGCGAUGUGUUCUGUGAACAGCUUCAAAGAGUUCUCAAAUCAGCACACUUCACGCACCUGUUUGAUAUAAUCGAUAAAUUUGUAUUUCAUAUUAGACUCCCCUUCAUCUGGCUGAAUGUCGCCCUCUGGCUCCUCUCUCUCCUCUACCUCCUCCACAUCAUGGUCAUCCGCCUCGAUCUCCUCCACAUCAAAUCGCAUUUGCAUACUCCCUCGAGUCAUCGCAUCGCUGCUCAAUCGCUACUUGCCGCCGCACGUGUUAACAAGCAUAACAGGGUGUUUUACCUGCAGCCGUAA
Molecule: messenger RNA, 5187 nt
Organism: Babesia bigemina
Lineage: Eukaryota; Apicomplexa; Aconoidasida; Piroplasmida; Babesiidae
Exons: 1
Coding region: 1-5187 (1728 amino acids)
Source: RefSeq, a predicted model, not a curated record